CUAACACCAAAAAUCAUAUUCACCCCAUCUACUCCGUAUCUACUACUACAUAGUAGGUAGCAGUAGCGGGUGCCCAUAGCCCGCCAUACCCGCACCGGACGGACAACCGACGGCUCAUCCACAUCCCCUCCCAUCCAUCCAAUUAGCAGCCCAGCCACCCGCACCGCAACCACCGUAACCUCCGCGGCCUACCUACCAACCAACUACCUCCGCACCUUCACCUCCGGUAUACGUAUCCUCCUCCCACCACCACCACCACCAACCCACUACUUUCCCUCUCCUCGAACCCCCAAUCAAUCAAUCAAUUACUCAACCAACCAAAAUGAAAUUCCUCCCCCUCCUAACCCUCACCCUCACCACCCUCACCACCGCCACCCCCCUCCUCAUCGAAGUCACCGAAUCCGUCUCCUGCACCCGCAAAACCCAAAACGGGGAUAAUGUCGCCAUGCACUACCGGGGCACCCUCGCCUCGGAUGGAUCCGAGUUCGAUGCGAGCUAUAACCGUGGCCAGCCGUUGAAGUUUAAAUUGGGGUCGGGGAGGGUUAUUAAGGGAUGGGAUCAAGGACUGCUGGACAUGUGCAUCGGGGAGAAGCGCAAGUUGACGAUUCCGCCUGAAUACGGAUAUGGGGAUCGUGGAGUAGGACCGAUUCCGGGGGGUGCGACGUUGGUUUUUGAGACGGAGUUGGUGGGGAUUGAUGGGGUGGGGAAGGAUGAGUUGUAAUUUAGUCUUCUCUUCUUUUCUUUAGGGAAGAGGAGGAUGUGAAGGGAUGUAGUCUAUGUAUUGUAUCUAAGGGUAUCAUCUAUAGUAGAUUACACUGGUCAUAGCAAGGAAUGACCAGAAUGAGAGGCAAAGAAUGGAUCAAUCCAUCGCGUCCAGUUUAUUCUCGUUGGGUUCUUCAGUCUCGGAAACUAGAAUCCCAACGAGACAUUCGCCCAGGAUGGCAUCCCAGUUCACCCAUGGAUGGAUCUCGAAGAAUAAC
Messenger RNA from Aspergillus sclerotioniger CBS 115572, 980 nucleotides. RefSeq names its product peptidylprolyl isomerase family protein FPR2 (gene fkbp3). Gene Ontology annotation, molecular function: peptidyl-prolyl cis-trans isomerase activity. Gene Ontology annotation, biological process: protein peptidyl-prolyl isomerization. Lineage: Eukaryota; Fungi; Ascomycota; Eurotiomycetes; Eurotiales; Aspergillaceae. The record is from RefSeq and is a predicted model, not a curated record. The transcript is spliced from 2 exons. The coding region runs from base 323 to 721 and encodes 132 amino acids.